Molecule: messenger RNA, 2102 nt
Organism: Phodopus roborovskii (desert hamster)
Lineage: Eukaryota; Metazoa; Chordata; Mammalia; Rodentia; Cricetidae
Gene: Zcchc18
Product: zinc finger CCHC-type containing 18
Exons: 5
Coding region: 527-1708 (393 amino acids)
Cellular component (GO): nucleus
Source: RefSeq, a predicted model, not a curated record
AUUGUUCACUUGCUUUCGGUCCCACCUCGUGUUUAAGGCAUCCGGUCGCAAAGCAGCUGAGGAGAGCCAAGGCGGAAGGCGAUAGGAAGAAGGGAAGAGAGGGGAAGCUGCAAACUCACGAGUGAAAUGUAAAUGGGCCAGGGCCUAAGAGACGUGACAGCUGUUCCUGACGCCCGACCAUCCAUCCGUUGUCCAUCUACGAAGUCCAGCCCAUCAAAGCCGAUUCCGAACUUGAAUUCUGUAUGACUGAUUGCGGAGCUGUAUAAACUACAGGUUUGGAGCACCCGGAUCUGAGAAGCCUGUGGACACAGAUCAACCCUGCCCAGGACCAGAACACGCAUGGAAAGCACCUGUUGCAGAGGCUGGGUUUAGGAAAGGUGAAGGCCAUCUUCUGAGCUCUGUUCUUACUCAAACACAAGGAAGGCACUGCCCAGGAACGUUUCUUUGGAGGUUUCUGCCGACUGGGCUGAUUUUGUUCACAGAAAGCCCAAGCAUCUUGCAUUCAGAUACCCAACUGUUGUCAGACAUGGCUAGCAUCCUUGCUCGGAUGGGUAACAGCCGAAGGCAGAACGCAGCUUUUCUGCCUUUGGCCCAUUCCAUGCUGAGGGCCCUGGGGAGGAGUCUUGGUCCUUUGCUAGCCAACAUAGCAGAUAGAAACAUGAAAUUGUUUUCUGGGAGGGCAGAGCUGGCCCAGGGGGAAGAAACCUUUGAGAACUGGCUAAGCCAAGUCCAGGAGGUCCUGCCAGACUGGCACAUGUCUGAGGAGGAAAAGCUUAAACGCCUGAUGAGAACCCUCAGGGGCCCUGCCCGGGAGGUCAUGCGUUUGCUCCAGGCUGCCAAUCCCAAUUUAAAUGUGGCAGAAUUUCUUCGGGGAAUGAAACUGGUGUUUGGGGAGUCUGAGAGCAGUGUGACAGCUCAUGGUAAAUUUUUAAACACCCUGCAGGCACAUGGAGAAAAACCUUCCCUGUAUAUGAUCCGUUUAGAGGUGCAGCUGCAGAAUGCAAUCCAGGCAGGGGUCCUUGCUGAGGGGGAGGCAAACAGGAUUCGCAUGCACCAGCUUCUUGUAGGGGCUGAGCUCAGUAGGGACCUGCGCAUCAAGCUUAAGGGGCUUCUCCAAAUGCAUGCAUAUAAUGAGCAGGAAAGCCUUCCUGACUUCCUGGAGUUAAUCAGGAUGGUAAGGGAGGAAGAAGAGUGGGAUGACACUUUUUUUAAACAUAAGCGGCCCAGAAGAUCUGAGACAAUAAUGGAGAGGGCUGCCAGCCCUAUAGUCUUUCAGGGCUCCCUGCCUAUAGUGAUAGGCAGCACUGACUGCAAUGUAAUAGAGAUAGAUGACUCCCAGGAUGACUCAGAUGAAGAUGUGAUCCUGGUGGAGCCCGAGGACCCUCCACUGCCAUCCCCGGAUGCCCCCUCCCUCCAAGGCAGAGCCACUACACAGGAUGAAAUGCUAGCUAUUGAAUCUCCCAACAAUUUUGAUGAUGAGUCUCCUUCCACUAGCAGUGGUUCUGGGCAAAGGAAUAAUGGGCCUGGGGAUCUACGCAGAACCAGAAAGCGAAAGUACCCAAUCCGCUGUCCCCACUGUGGUGAGGAGGGGCAUGCAAAAGAAACCUGUGACAACACCAGCAACAAGGUCCAGGUUUUUGAGAAUCUGAUAGUCACUCUUCAGGAGCUGACUCAUAUGGAGAGAUCAAAACCCCCUACACCAUACUAAGGUGUGAGCCUCAGCCCCAGAUCAAUAUUUAACUCUAUCCAGAAGCUGAUUCUGCAGGAAACAAGGAUGGGGUGGGUUUCGAAAGGAAUUUAUUCAAAAGCAGUCUUCUUUGGGGAAGACAAAGCAGGCUUGCAUACCACAUAAAGGAGAGGGAUGGCCCCCACAUCAUUCCGUGCUUAUUCCUCUGACUGCUUAAUGGUUGUUUCCCUGUGUGUAUUUCUGUGGUGAUUUAAAUCUGUUCAUGAAGUGGUAUCUUUCUGAACCUUCCAAAUGAAAUUUUAAAAAAAUCCCUAAAGUAUGCAUUACCUGAAAUUCUCACCCUGAUACAAUCGUUGUCAACCCUUUGGUGAUUGUCCUUCUGUAUAUUUUCCUGUACCUGUGUGCCUGUAUAUUU